AUGGGGAAGCAACGUAAAACAAGGAAGAUUGUUGAAAAAAGAUUUGCAAAAAUGAAAAAGCUUAUAAGUCCGAGUGAUCCACGUAUUAAGGCAAGCGAGCGUUUGGAACCAAAAAAGAAGAAACCAAUUGAUCCACAUGAAAUGAAAAUUCGAGAAGUCCCUCAAGCGAGUUCGGCUUUGUUUUUUCAGUAUAAUACGCAAUUAGGUCCUCCAUAUCAUAUCCUCGUUGAUACUAAUUUUAUAAAUUUUUCAAUUAAAAACAAAUUAGAUAUUGUGCAGAAUAUGAUGGAUUGCUUAUAUGCAAAAUGUAUUCCAUACAUUACGGACUGUGUUUUAGGUGAAUUAGAAAAAUUAGGUAGAAAGUAUCGUGUGGCUCUAAGAAUAAUAAAGGACCCUCGAUUUGAAAGAAUAGCUUGCCUUCAUAAAGGAACAUAUGCUGAUGAUUGUAUUGUUCAAAGAGUUACUCAGCAUAAGUGCUAUAUUGUAGCAACUAAUGACAAAGAUUUGAAAAGAAGAAUUAGGAAAAUACCUGGAGUGCCUAUAAUGUAUGUGGCACAACAUAAAUACACCAUUGAAAGAAUGCCUGAUGCUUAUGGUGCCCCUAAGGGAGCUAUUUAG
This is a messenger RNA of Parnassius apollo (apollo), 618 nucleotides long. The record is from the annotation of a GenBank genome assembly. Lineage: Eukaryota; Metazoa; Arthropoda; Insecta; Lepidoptera; Papilionidae.